Messenger RNA from Photinus pyralis (common eastern firefly), 1630 nucleotides. RefSeq names its product putative nuclease HARBI1. Bases 494 to 1579 code for a protein of 361 amino acids. Lineage: Eukaryota; Metazoa; Arthropoda; Insecta; Coleoptera; Lampyridae. The record is from RefSeq and is a predicted model, not a curated record. The transcript has 2 exons.
AGAGCAAAACACGGUGCUUGUUCUACAUUAAUAGCCGAGCUCCAUAUUGAAGAUGCCCAGCAAUUUUGAAAUUUUGUUCGCAUGAGUGCAGUUCAAGUUCAAUUCUUAAUAAAUUUAAUAGGGCCUCAAAUUGUUAAACAAGACACAAUAAUGCGUUCGGCGAUACCCGUUUAUGAACGAGUUAUGGUUACCCUUCGAUUUCUAGCAACAGGCGAUUCUUACAGCAGCCUUCAAUAUCUAUUUCGGAUUCCAGUUUGCACAAUUGGCAGAAUUGUAAAGGAAGUAACUGUGGCAAUUUAUGAAAUGCUGAAGGAGUCUUACUUAAAGGUAUAAGUUUAUAUUAAAUGUUUAGGCUUUUAUUCAAGAAGUUUAAUACAAAAAUCCAAUAAUUCACAAUUCAGUAAAUGUUUUAAAUAAACCUGCACAUGAUGAACUGUCUUCGUGUGCCGGUGAUGUUGGCAAUGAUGCUGAUGACGUGGAAGGCGUUCCAUACAUGUGCAUAUCGUAUUCAUCGACGAUCUCAUUAACGGACCUUCUAAUUGCACUUUUAAGUUUUCGUUUAAGAAAAUCAUUUGUAAUCCCUUUCAACUCCAUCGCGACAUAUUGCCCGAAAAUCUCAUCCUCAUCUGGAGGUUUUUGCAGGGUUUGUAUUGCUGAUCGAAACAGUUGGUCAUCAACAUCUGUUUUCUCACGUUUCCGCUUCUUUUGUUUAUUUUCAAUUGUAAUGUUGGUAUUUUCGUUUCCAACAACAUUUAUUUCCUCAUCAAGUUGUGAUUCAAUCUGGAACAAAAGAAAAAAGAAAACGACAUCAUUUUAUUUUCAACUAAAUUUUUCAUUUAAAUUUUUUUUUCAGUUUCCAAACACAAAAAAUGAGUGGUUGUGCAUAGCUAAUUCAUUCCACUCCCGAUGGAAUUUUCCACACUGCGUAGGAGCAGUUGAUGGAAAACAUGUUUCUAUACAAAAUCCGCAUAACUCUGGCAGUCAUUAUUUUAACUACAAGGGAACUUAUAGUAUUAUUCUAUUGGCCGUUGCUGAUGCAAGUUAUAAACUAAUAUACUUUGACGUUGGAUGUAAUGGAAGAAUUUCGGAUGGUGGGGUAUUCCAAAAUAGUUCUUUGCAUCAAGGACUUGAAGAUGGAAGUAUUGAAUUACCCGAGCCUACACCUCUCCCUGGUAGAACUGAUCCUGUUCCAUACUGUUUUUUUGGCGACGAUGCUUUUGCUAUGAAACCGUACAUGUUGAAGCCGUAUCCUUAUCAGAAUCAACCAGCUCCUAAUCGUAUUUUUAAUUACAGACUGUCGAGAGCUCGACGAAUAAUUGAAAAUGUAUUUGGUAUAAUGGCCAAUAAAUUUCGAGUUUUGCGAAAACCUAUUGCGCUUGCCCCAGAGACAGUUUCAACAACCGUGCAAGCAAUCUGCGCACUCCAUAAUUAUUUAUUGUCAGACAAAACUUUGAAAGGCAACUAUAUACAUCAAGAUUUGAUUGAUACAGAAAAUACUGAAACGCAUACUCUAAUACCAGGUUCCUGGAGAGAUGAAAUUCCCAAUAACUCAUACUUUCCAUUGCAAAAAGGAAAGUGAAAUAAUUGUACGCUUUCACAGAAACUAGUGAGAGAUGAAUUUAAAGAAUAC